Messenger RNA from Ilex paraguariensis (yerba mate), 336 nucleotides. The record is from the annotation of a GenBank genome assembly. Lineage: Eukaryota; Viridiplantae; Streptophyta; Magnoliopsida; Aquifoliales; Aquifoliaceae.
AUGGCUCCGUCCUUCACGUGUCUCUGUCUUCUUUUUCAGUUAAUCCUGACCGUUGGUGGAAUACACGACCAUCAAGACCGCCGGGGAACGACGCCGGAAGGUUAUCUUCAAAUGCCGCAAAACUCGCCGUUUAAGAUCGUUUUGUUCGCCGACUUGCAUUUUGGAGAGGCCGAAGAGACAGACUGGGGUCCAAUCCAAGACGUGAACUCUACAAGGGUUAUGUCAACUGUACUGGAUAUAGAACACCCAGUGGAGGGGCAGUUCCGUCAUUUUACACAACAUAAGCCGCGCAUGACAACUGGAAUGUCACCGCCACCAAACGUUCCCAUCGUCUGA